AUGCCUGUAUCGGCUCUACGAACGACAUCGACCGCCCAAAAUGGCGUAGGUGCAUUCAUUCUCCAAUGCAAACGCCUCGACUUCCACUACUGCGACAAAUGGGGCAGCUCUAGAGGCAUGAAUACAUUCCUCCGCUCUCCACUCAUGGCGUCAUUCGCAAAAGCCCACCCCCAAAUCACCAUCCACAUCUCCCCCCGACCAAAUACACAUCCCAUAAUACGGGGCUUGUACAUCAAUGGGCGGGAAAAGGUCAUAUGCGUCCGAAAUCUCGAGAAAGAGCAGAUCUUGCAGAAGGUAGAAUUGCUGCGGGAUGCGAACGGAGAGAAGGUGACGAGGGUCAGGGGGGGCAGGGUCGUGGGAAGUUUGAACGAGGGGGUGAGAGGGCUGUGGGAUCCGUUCCAUGGGGCAAAAAAAGGCAGACUAGACGAAAUACUGGGGGGUAUGGGUGUGUCGAAUAAAGGGGUGUAA
Messenger RNA from Letharia columbiana, 468 nucleotides. RefSeq lists its product as uncharacterized. Gene Ontology annotation, molecular function: structural constituent of ribosome. Gene Ontology annotation, cellular component: mitochondrial large ribosomal subunit. The coding region runs from base 1 to 468 and encodes 155 amino acids. NCBI's taxonomy places the organism in Eukaryota, Fungi, Ascomycota, Lecanoromycetes, Lecanorales, Parmeliaceae. The record is from RefSeq and is a predicted model, not a curated record. The transcript is spliced from 3 exons. Gene Ontology annotation, biological process: mitochondrial translation.